Molecule: messenger RNA, 3693 nt
Organism: Phymastichus coffea
Lineage: Eukaryota; Metazoa; Arthropoda; Insecta; Hymenoptera; Eulophidae
Gene: Ars2
Product: serrate RNA effector molecule homolog
Exons: 14
Coding region: 476-3325 (949 amino acids)
Biological process (GO): primary miRNA processing; mRNA processing
Cellular component (GO): nuclear body
Molecular function (GO): nucleic acid binding
Source: RefSeq, a predicted model, not a curated record
AAUACGAGUACUGUGAACAAUGAUUGUGAUGAUACGUACUCGAUCGUUCAUAAAACACUACAUAAUUUAAUAUUUGAACUAUACGUUACAUGACCAGCGAAAAUUACUCUAUUUUUUGAAAACUAAAUAAAUUAACCUGACUAUAUGCUCAAUAACUUUGGUUAAAUGCGUUCACGUAUGUAGAGGAAUUUCAAAUUUCUUCACAUAAUAAUUGUGUAACAUUUACGUUUUCAUUUAGCACAAAUUAUUAGACACAAGGUCAGAAUUAUUACAAAUCAUAUAUUUAACUUUCUAAAUUACAAAAACACAUAGCUAUUAAUGCGACGCAGUACCAGAACUAACGGAAUCCAAAGUCUAACAGUUCUAAUACAAAUAAAAUUCAACGAAGAAUACAGAUCGCGCAGCACUCACCGGCAGCAGUGGUACUUAUCUUUUAGACGCAACGGCUACAAUCGAAAUACAGGAUUAAAUAAUCAUGGCAGAUUCAGAUGAUGAGUAUGAUCGGAAAAGGAGGGACAAAUUCAGAGGAGAAAGGACAGAAUCUUACAGAGAAGGACGUGGAAGAGAAGAUAGAAGAAGAGCAGCCGCAGAUGAUUGGCCUGACAGUCCACCGCGACGAGAAUGGUCAUCGCGGCCACGAGCACGUCCGGAUUACCGAGACUACAGAGGAGGUAGUGCGAGAGAACGGUACAGUCCAGCACGUUCUCAAGAUAUGGCACCCCCGAUGAAAAGAAUGCGUGCCGAAUGGGACGAAAGGCCGCCACGUUCCGCCGGGCACGGUUACGAAUAUUACGGAAGAGAAACGGACGGUCCAUCACCGGGAAGUGGACGUGGAGCAUCUUGGACUCCUCACGAUCACUAUCCACCACCUCAUCAUAGCAACCAUCAUAAUUAUGGAAAUCACACGAAUAACAGUGGAAGCCGAGAAGUUGCUGGUAACUUCAGCAAUUCCAAUGUCGAAACCCAGCCUCCAAUGAUGACUUUCAAAGCUUUCCUAGUCACCCAAGAAGAUUCAAUCACUGAUGAGGAAGCUAUCAAGCGGUACAAUGAGUAUAAAUUGGAAUUCAGGAGGCAGCAACUUAAUGAAUUCUUUAUUGCACAUAAGGAUGAAGAAUGGUUCAAGAUCAAGUAUCAUCCAGAGGAAUCAGUAAAAAGAAAAGAUGAACAAUUUGCUGCUUUAAAGAAACGUGUGGAAGUGUUUAUGGAAUUAUUGGAGAAAAAAGAAACUGAUAUGGUAUCAGUAGACGCCGAUCAGUCUGAUCCGCUACUUCGUCUUCUCGACAUGGUUGUAAUCAAACUAGAAGGUGGCACAGCAGAUGAUCUAAGAAUUUUGGAUAUUAAGCCUCCACCACCUCCUGUCAAAGAAACUCCUGCCAAGGAAGUGAUUGUCAAGAAAGAGGAUGAAUCUAAAGAUGUUGUAAAGGUAAAGAUCGAAAAGCCCGAUAAAGAAGAAAAAACAAACGAAGAAAAACUUGAAGAAAAGAAAGAACAGCAAAAUGGCGAUGUGGAGAUGGAAAAUCUAGAAGAGAAAGAAGAGAAAAAAAAUGAAGAAUCCGAGGGAAAGAUGGAGGAAGAAAUGGCUAAACCAGUUGAAAAUGAAACCGAAGAAAAGAAAAUUGAGGAAGACGAAGAAGAAACCGCAGAGAAGAAAGAGGGAGAAGUUGCUAUCAAGAAACGUAAAAGAUCUGAUAGUAACAGCAGUAGUAGCUCGAGUAGUAGCAGCAGUUCUUCCGAUAGUAAUGAUAGCAAUAAAGCUGGCACGCCACCCGGAACACCUCCUGGAGUAGUAGAUAAAGAUGUAUCAAAAGAUGAUAAUGAAGAGUGCGGUGAAAAAGACAGCGAGAUCAAAGACAAUGAUGCAUCCACGGAAAAGACGCCGGAACCUGAAAAACCAGUUAAAAAGAAGCUUGAAACUGUAAUUGACUUAGCCAGUGAAGACAAAGAAAAGGAACCUCGCGCACUUCACAGGACUAGUAGUAUUUUUCUUAGGAACUUGGCACCUACAAUAACGAAAGCUGAAGUUGAAGCUAUGUGCAAGAGAUUUCCUGGAUUUUUGCGAGUUGCCAUCGCUGAUCCUCAGCCAGAAAGAAGGUGGUUCCGUAGAGGUUGGGUAUCGUUUGAACGCCAAGUUAAUAUUAAAGAAAUAUGUUGGAGUCUAAACAAUAUUAGAUUAAGAGAUUGUGAAUUAGGAGCAAUCGUGAAUCGCGAUCUUUCACGACGUAUCCGCGUAGUAAAUGGUGUGACUUGUCAUAAGCAAGUCGUAAGGAAUGAUAUAAAGUUGAGUGCAAAGAUUGUACAUAACCUUGAUCAACGCUUAAAUUUGUGGGUAGAUGACAAGAAGGACAGCUUGAAGACAGACGACUGUAAGAAGGAACAGUCUGCCAGUGAAAUGGAACAAGCAGCAUUUGGAUUAUCGUCGAAAAAUCCAGUCUUAGAAAACAUAACAGACUAUUUGAUCGAAGAAGCUUCCGCGGAGGAAGAGGAACUGCUUGGUACAUCAGGUGACCACGAAGAAGGUCAAUUACCUGGGGAAGGUGAAGAGAAAAUUGAGCGAGAUCCAGCUUUAUUGAGAGUCCUCGACAAGUUAAUUCUGUAUCUUAGAAUAGUGCACUCAGUUGAUUACUACAAUCACUGUGAGUAUCCUAACGAAGACGAGAUGCCCAAUCGGUGUGGAAUCAUGCACGUCAGAGGUGCACCACCUGCUCAAAAAGUUUCUAGCAAUGAAAUCCAGGAGUACUGUAAAAGCUUUGAGAGCAAAAUGACUGCGUUUCUCGCUCCCGUGGCUACAGUUAAUCCAUCGGACUAUGAGAAAUUGGGCUGUAAGAAUCCAGAAACUGAGGUCGAAAAGUUUGUGCAGGCAAAUUCACAAGAAAUUUCAAAAGAUAAAUGGUUAUGUCCUCUGAGUGGUAAAAAGUUUAAAGGACCAGAUUUCAUCCGCAAACAUAUUUUCAACAAGCACGCAGAGAAAGUAGCCGAAGUGAAAGCUGAGGCAGAGUAUUUCAACAACUACUUGAAGGACCCUAAGAGACCACAACUUCCUGAACAUCCUGGUAACAAAGCACCAGCAAAUACUACUUCAAGAGAGGGUUACACGCCGUAUAAUUCUGGAGGCCCUCGACCUCCUGGUAGAUUUGGAGGCAAUUAUGGCGCUAAUUUCAGUAACCGCGGUGGUUUUGGAGGUUCUUAUAGUGGAUUCACUGGAGGCUUUGGAGUUCCAAGACCAAAUCGAGGAGGAUUUAACAGAGGACGGGCUGCUCCGGAUUCGACGUCGAGACCAAUAAUUAGUUAUAAUGACCUGGACCAGCUGGAUAUUGAUUUGUUUUAAAAUAAAUAUUUGACGGUUGAGAAUAUUUAUCGGUGCCAGCAGAUUAAUAAAUCUAGAUUACAUAAUACGCGAAGUUCGCUUAGAUAAAAAAGUAUUGCUGUAUGUAUUAAUAAUGCAACAUCACAGUGUUACAAAAUCAACACUCUUUACAUUCAAAAUAAUGUUUUAAUAAGUAGAAUCUAGAUCUACAAAAAAAUAAAUUUUUAAGCUUUUGUAAAAAUGCCACAAUAUGUUGUAAAAUGAUUUUUAGACAAUUUUUCUUUACUCGAUAAGAAUUGCAUUAGAUUUAUUUUUAUAAAGAACAGCAGAAAUUGUAAAUAGAGUAUCAUUCAGUUAUUAAGUUAAGAAAUAAAUUUAUUUUGUCGAAA